AUGCUCAUCAGCCGGCUCUUCAAGAUAAGAGCCCUCGGGUCAGGAGAUGGGCUAUUGAAAGCUUUGUUCAAUCGUGAAAUUGUAUCGGAGACCACUAUUCACGAAGUGGUGCUACUUAUUGACCAACGCAAUUCCGAUAUCGGGAACGAAGUCAUAAGUGCGCUUCAUUACCACGCCGAUCUUCCCGAGCAACUUGUGCAAGGGCUGUUGUCGCACUUCAAGGAUGAUGUAUCUGUAGAUUCAGAUAGCACACUGGCUCCCAUCCUAAGCCCGCAGAAGAGUUUUUCUGACCAGACCCUCCGUAUACUCGGCACUUUUCUUACGGAUGAUUUACGCGCGGUUAGGUGCAGAGCAGCUCAUGCCCUGGCGGUCCCAACUGUUAUGUUGCCUUCCUGGAUCAUUCGCACACUUAUACACUGUCUUGAAGACGAGUCCGAAGAUGUUCAGCUGGCCACACGCAAUGCAUUGUGCACUCAAACAAGCCUUCCACUGGAUGCUCUCUCCACUCUUGUUUUGCUCAUUGACGGCAUGCCCUCAGUCUUCUCCUCAAAGCUGAAGAUAUCCGCACAUGAUUACGGGCGGAUUAGGCUUUGGCCAGCCAAAAAAAGCCUGCCCGAUGAUACUGUGCUAAUUAUGGCCUUACUUCUCGACCAUGACUGCAUCGAGCUGAGACAGCGCACGAUUCUGUACUUCGGCGCGCAGGAGACUCUUCGACGGCGUAUUCUGCCAGUCUUAUCGUCUCUGCUGAGGGCCGAGAACAGCAAUGUUAGCCAUCAGGCGGCUGAAAAGCUGAAGAAACUCCAGCCGCUCCCGGAUGAUAUCUUGGAAGACUUGGUCUCCUGCCUCAAGGAUCAUUCUGCGAUGCACGUCGCAAGCGACAUCUUGCGAUCCUACGAAAUGCUCCCACCUCACAUUGUUCAUGACCUGUCCGGGUUGCUUAUAGCGGAGGAUGGAAUCCUGCGGCAGCACGCAGCUAUUGUUCUAUGGAACCAAAAGAAUCUCCCAUUAGAAGUGCUCCAUGGUAUCGUACGGGGUCUGCGACAUUCCGACUGUGAAACUCUCUCUUGUGCAGCCGACCUGCUCGAGCGUCAACGUAAUAUCUCUGAUAUGAUCGUCAGCGAACUGAUUCAGCUGCUGAAAGACAAGCGGGUCAUCGUACCCUAUCGCGCUGCCGUCCUGUUGCUCAAGCAGCCUCAUCUUGCGGAGAAUAUUCUGCACGACCUGGCGCUGCUUAUCUACAGCAACGGCUGCAAUGGCUAUGCGUUCUUCGUGGACCUUGCCCGCCGGUCAGAUCUUCCCACUCAGACAGUCGAAGCACUGUGCUUUCCACCCUCUUCUGCCGAUCUGGGCCGUACGGCACUGAGGACUCUCUUGCGUGGCUGGGUUCAAGUUGCAAUCUAUGCCCGGAUCUACUGCUAUAUAUGGGAAGGGUACUUGGGUAUUGAUGGUCCCAGGGGCAAGUUCAUGGUUUCGUUCGCGAGUGAGCAGCACAGGGAGGAGUUUGCUCAUGUCAUGCGAGAGGUGAAGGCGGAGCUGGGCUUUCCUACGUUUGGGGAGGUCGAGGAGCGGCCAUAAGGGUGACAUCAAGCUCUGAAUCAGAGAUGUUGCCUGAGAGAACAACAUGUCCCACAAAUUUGGCUAGAAUUCUGCAUUUCAUACGAUAUGAUUCGACUGUCAGGAACGAGACUGCUACGGAGACGGUUUCGGAGAAGUCAUGUCGAAAACCAGCCGAUUGGGUGUGGUCAGAUAUGCACAGCUGGGUUUUGAAUCAAGCUGGUAGGCC
Aspergillus saccharolyticus JOP 1030-1 is the source of this 1783-nucleotide messenger RNA. RefSeq lists its product as uncharacterized. NCBI's taxonomy places the organism in Eukaryota, Fungi, Ascomycota, Eurotiomycetes, Eurotiales, Aspergillaceae. Bases 1 to 1575 code for a protein of 524 amino acids. The transcript has 4 exons. The record is from RefSeq and is a predicted model, not a curated record.